AUGUAUAGAAAACUGUUGAUCUCACUUUGCCUCAUUGGUUUAACAUCAGCAGCUGUCACAGUUGAUGCUUCUCAACAUUGUGACUGCACAGAACUCAAUCAAACAGAUUGUGCAUUAGCCUUAUCUUGGUGUCUUUGGAAUACAUCAGAUUCUGAAUGCCAAGAGUACAGCUUGGGUUGCUCAGAUUUAGCAUCAUAAAUUCUUUGCGAUGCUGCCGAUUCAUGCAAAUGGAACAGUGGAUCUUGUGAAGAUUGGGACCCCUCAUGCUCUGAUGGAACAACCGCCGCCCUUUGUAACGAUAUUGACGAUUGUUAUUGGAACAAGAGCAAUGCUUGUGCUAGCUUCUCAGCUUGUACUGAUUACUCCGCAGAAAACUGCCCAGGAAGCGAAUGGUGCACAGCAUCUUCAGGAUCUUGCGCAGCCUACACUUUUGUUACAUGCUCAUCAUUCACAACUGCUGCCACAUGCCUUGGAUAUGAUACAAAAACAACAAGAUGUGCUUGGGCUAACGAUAACACAUGCAAAUCAUUGGGAGCAGUCAGUGCUUGCUCAGAUCUUAAUAACUUCACAAAUUUAUGUAACGCUUCAGGAAGUUGUGUCUAUGAAGGAUCUGCUUGCCGUGCUGAAAAAUGCUCAGAUGCCUCAUCUGAAUUAACAUGUAACGCCAUUAGCACAGGUGAUACCACCUAUAGCUUAUGUUCUUGGGCUAAUAAUGCUUGCGCUGAUGCUGCUGAUACCUCAGCUUUCACCAAAGAUAACUGUUAUGCAAGAACUUUCAGAAAUUACAAAUGGUCAUCAGACAAUAAAUGUGUUGCUUGUGAUGAUUUGGUUGACAACGAUGACAUGAGUAAUUCAGUCAUUUUGGGAGCAUUUGUCCUCUUAGCCUUAAUUGCAUGAUUUGAUAGUGUAUUUUCACAGAAUUAUAUAUUAAUUUAAACAUUUUUC
Messenger RNA from Paramecium tetraurelia, 945 nucleotides. RefSeq lists its product as uncharacterized. NCBI's taxonomy places the organism in Eukaryota, Ciliophora, Oligohymenophorea, Peniculida, Parameciidae. The record is from RefSeq and is a predicted model, not a curated record. The transcript has a single exon.